Molecule: messenger RNA, 1536 nt
Organism: Dioszegia hungarica
Lineage: Eukaryota; Fungi; Basidiomycota; Tremellomycetes; Tremellales; Bulleribasidiaceae
Source: the annotation of a RefSeq genome assembly
AUGUUCGGUAUCUUUACUGGACUUCUAGGUACAGCAUUCUCAAUUCUUAUCCGAUUAGAACUAUCUGCACCAGGUAGCCAAUUCCUAGCAGGUGACCACCAACUAUUUAACGUUAUCAUCACUGCUCACGGUAUUAUGAUGAUUUACUUCAUGGUAGUACCAACAAUGGCUGGAUUCGCCAACUACAUGGUUCCAGUACUUAUUGGAGCACCUGAUAUGGCAUUUCCGCGAUUAAAUAACGUGUCAUUCUGGAUUCUUCCACCUGCUAUCGUGCUAAUUCUAGCCAGUGUAUUCGUAGAACAAGGAAUGGGAACAGGUUGGACUAUGUAUGUUCCACUAUCAGGGGUGCAAGCUCACUCUGGUGGUUCAGUAGAUCUAGCUAUCUUCUCACUUCACCUAUCAGGAAUCUCAUCAAUGCUUGGGGCAAUGAACAUCAUUACAACAAUCAUCAACAUGCGAGCACCUGGUAUGACUCUACACAAAAUGCCACUAUUCGUUUGGGCUAUGCUAAUGCAAUCAGUUAUUAUCGUACUAUGUAUUCCAGUACUAGCUGGAGCAAUCACAAUGAUUCUAACAGAUCGAAACUUUAACACUUCAUUCUACGACCCAGCAGGAGGAGGUGACCCGGUACUAUACCAACACCUAUUCUGGAAUGGGUUCUUCGGACACCCUGAAGUAUACCUAAUGAUUAUUCCUGGAUUCGGUAUGAUCUCACAUGUAAUCUCAACAUUCUCUGGAAAACCGGUAUUCGGAUACCUUGGAAUGGUUUACGCUAUUGCAUCAAUUGGAAUUCUUGGAUUCAUUGUAUGGUCACACCACAUGUACGCUGUAGGACUUGACGUAGAUACUCGAGCUUACUUCACAGCAGCUUCAAUGAUUAUUGCAGUACCAACAGGUAUUAAAGUAUUCUCAUGGCUAGCAACAUGUUACGGUGGAUCAGUUCGAUACACAGCACCUAUGCUAUUCGCACUAGGAUUCGUAGCUCUAUUCACAAUUGGAGGACUAACAGGAGUAGUUCUAGCGAACGCUUCAAUGGAUGUGGCAAUGCACGACACUUACUAUGUUGUAGCACACUUCCACUACGUUCUAUCAAUGGGUGCCGUAUUCUCAAUUUACGCUGGAUUCUACUACUGGGCACCUAAAAUCCUAGGAAAAAUGUACAACGAAACACUUGGACAAGUGCACUUCUGGACACUAUUCAUCGGGGUAAACACUACAUUCAUGCCACAACACUUCCUUGGACUGGCCGGAAUGCCUCGACGAAUCCCUGACUACCCUGAUGCAUUCGAAGGAUGGAACUACGUAAGUUCAAUCGGUUCAAUCAUUUCAGUUGUAGCAACAGCGAUCUUCCUAUACGUGAUUUACGAUAUGCUAGCAAACCAACCAGUUGCAGUAGCUAACCCGUGGGCACAACCUGCCUUCUUUAUGAGCACACCAUCAUACCUUAAAGAAUCACCUUCUAGCACAACACUAGAAUGGACACUACCUAGCCCAACACCGUACCACGCAUACCACAUGAUGCCAGUACAAUCAUAG